AUGGACAUUGGUCAACCGAUAUCAAUAUGGUAUAUUGGUGGUGGUAUGCCAUCCGAUUUGCCUACUGCUUUAAAAAUGGAAACAUCAGAAUUGGAAUUAAUUGAGAAGGAUUUAGAAUCUACUCAAUACAUUAAUAAUCAACAAAAAAUUUUUCGUUCGUUUCAUACAACAUCCAAACAUGUUAGCGGAACCUUUAACGAAGUUAUAUCACCAAAACCUGCAUCACCAAUUUCAUUCAAUAUGACAGAAAAUGGUGAUAACAUUAAGAAACAUAUCAAUAAUAAGGUUUUUGUUGAACUAUAUGAUUUGGAUUUACAAAAGGGUGGAGAGUGGACGGAAACAGCUCGUUGGAUUAAAUACGAAGAGGAUGUUGAAGGAACGGAUCAUCAUUGGGGUCAACCACAUGUUGCAUUCCUUUCAUUUCAUGCUUUACUCUCUUUACGAAAAUUUAUGCGGACAGGUAUGAUUUUACUUGACUGUAAAGCAAAAACAUUUGUUGACGUUUGUGAUCAGGUAGCUAAUGCAAUGAUUUCUGAAGGAAUUACUUGUAAGAGAAGAGAUAUCAUGCAAAUUUUAGCAAUGAAACAAGCACAUCCUUUAUCACGUCGAAUGACUGCUUUAUCAUUAGCUGGUUCAGUUUUCGAUCGACGUUCUGAAUGUAAUUUA
Messenger RNA from Acanthocheilonema viteae, 666 nucleotides. Lineage: Eukaryota; Metazoa; Nematoda; Chromadorea; Rhabditida; Onchocercidae. The record is from the annotation of a GenBank genome assembly.